UCCACAUGGAUUAAGUUGAUCCGGGUUAGAUUGCCGACUGAGAGACUGUAAAAAAUGGUUGUAAACAAAGUGUUGACUCUUGUCAUGAUCCGGGAGGCCCGCCGUGUACUUUUGGGAAUGAAGAAACGUGGUUUCGGUCAAGGUCGUUGGAAUGGAUUCGGCGGUAAAGUAGAACAAGGGGAAACAAUUCUGCAAGGAGCUUUAAGAGAGUUGCACGAGGAGAGCGGGUUAACGGCGCGCCACCUGACGGAGAUCGGGCGACUUGUGUUCCGGUUUGAGGGGGACCCCCAGCUCCUCGAGGUGCACGUGUUCACCGGCUCCACGUACAGCGGAGAACCAGUGGAGACGGAUGAGAUGCGUCCAUGCUGGUUCCCGGUCGACAAAAUCCCUUUUGAUAAAAUGUGGCCGGAUGACAAACUGUGGUUCCCAAUCUUCUUGGAAGGAAAAUUGUUUUCCGGCGAAUUCACGUUUGAGGGACACGAUAAAAUAUUAGAUUACACACUAUCGCAGGUUAAAAAACUGCCCAUGUGAGAUUUAUGGAUUCGACUUGUCAGGGAGUUGCUUUAAGAUGCAUGAUAUGUCAAUGGUUGGGAUAAUGGAUUUUCUCUGUAAAAAAUGGGAAUUCCUGCAUGUGGAAAGAGACAUCUCCCUAGCUUUACCGUGAUUGAAUGCAUUUUUUAUUACGGAGAAUUCUGUGUUUAAGAAGGCAUACGUUCAUCUGUAGUUAGGCGAUGCAUUUGUCUUUAUAUAAAACAUGAGAAAGAUGGAUCUGGGACCAGACAUAAAAUAAAGUAACUAUUGCA
This is a messenger RNA of Mya arenaria, 803 nucleotides long. RefSeq names its product oxidized purine nucleoside triphosphate hydrolase-like. Gene Ontology annotation, molecular function: 8-oxo-7,8-dihydroguanosine triphosphate pyrophosphatase activity. Lineage: Eukaryota; Metazoa; Mollusca; Bivalvia; Myida; Myidae. Gene Ontology annotation, biological process: DNA protection. The transcript is spliced from 4 exons. Bases 55 to 531 code for a protein of 158 amino acids. The record is from RefSeq and is a predicted model, not a curated record.